Messenger RNA from Nothoprocta perdicaria, 631 nucleotides. RefSeq names its product A-kinase interacting protein 1 (gene AKIP1). Gene Ontology annotation, cellular component: nucleoplasm. Bases 6 to 356 code for a protein of 116 amino acids. Gene Ontology annotation, biological process: regulation of non-canonical NF-kappaB signal transduction. Lineage: Eukaryota; Metazoa; Chordata; Aves; Tinamiformes; Tinamidae. The transcript has 3 exons. The record is from RefSeq and is a predicted model, not a curated record.
GCUGGAUGUUUCCCGACCUAACGUUGUCCUUUUCCUUUGCGGUGCAGAACUACUACAGCUCGGUGCCGGCGUGCCGCUGCAAGGAGCACGAGAUCAGGCACAUCUGCAGGUACCACGGCCGGACGGAUGGGGACGAGGGGCCGGAGGCAGCAGGGCCGCAGACAAAUGCAGCUUCAGGAGUAUCCAGUCAGCCUAAAACUUGCCCGCAUUGCAUGAGGAAGGCUUCCAAAGACAUCUACAUUGAAGUUUCUCCUGGCACCUAUUCUAUCACAGCAACCUCAGAGGACAUGGUGAAACAGACCCACGUGGUGGAUGUCAGUGCAGGACAAAGUGUUGAUUUAACUUUUGUUCUAUGAUGUUUGUUGUUUCUCAAUAAUCAUGGGAAUAAAAUUCUAGGCUUUUAGGGCAUACAGCAAACUUAUACAUAUCUUUUCCUCUUUUAGCACUUUAACAGUAUUCUGUACUUCGGGUCUGCGUUUUUAUACUCCUAUACAUUUGUUUUAUACUUAAUGCAAAUAUUAUAUACAGCCCACUUUGUACAUUGAUUUUUAUAAGUACUUGUACAUUGUGUGCCUUAAUUCCAAUUAUGUGACUGUGUAAUUCCAAUUAAAGAUGCAAUCACUGGAGUAAA